AUGACUGACUUGGGACCCUUGUCUUAUUUCUUGGGUUUCGAAUUUACAAAAGUAACAAGAGGAAUAGUGAUGCAUCAACGUCGAUAUGCAACAGAAGUGUUGAAGAGGUUCAACAUGCUAAAUUGUAAUUCAGCAAUCACUCCAUCAGAAGUGGGUCUGAUUCUAGAGAAGGAUGGGAGUGAUGAAUAUGUCGACGAAACAGAGUAUAAGCAGAUUGUUGGUUCAUUACGUUAUCUCUGUCACACAAGACCUGAUAUCGAGAUUUCUGUUGGGCUAAUAUCAAGGUACAUGCAGAAACCUAGAGUAUCUCAUCUUCUUACUGCCAAAAGGAUUUUGAGAUAUAUCAAGGGAACAAUUGCGAUCGGUAUUUUGUUUCCGAAUAAUAAUAAAUCAAAGGAAGAGGUUGAAGUCAUUGGCUACACUGAUGCAGACUAG
Messenger RNA from Cajanus cajan (pigeon pea), 435 nucleotides. The record is from RefSeq and is a predicted model, not a curated record. NCBI's taxonomy places the organism in Eukaryota, Viridiplantae, Streptophyta, Magnoliopsida, Fabales, Fabaceae.